AUGUUGAGACAAUUUGCACGUGGAUUUGCCACUUCCAAGCCGGCCAAGAACUAUGCUUCUACUAUCCCCAAUUUGAAGAUCAACAAGGACACCAAGGUCAUUUACCAAGGAUUCACCGGAAGACAAGCUACUUUCCACGCUGAGCAAGCAAUUGCCUACGGAACCGACGUUGUUGGUGGUAUCAACCCAAAGAAGGCCGGCUCUACCCAUUUGGACAGACCGGUGUUUGCUACCGUUGCUGAAGCCAUGAAGGAGGCCGGGGCCACCGCAAGCGGCAUCUUUGUCCCUCCUCCUCUUGCAGCUGCUGCUAUCGAAGAGGCCAUUGCCGCCGAGAUCCCCUUGGCCGUGGCUAUCACCGAAGGUAUUCCUCAAAAGGACAUGGUUAGAAUCGCCCAGAUAUUGAAGUCGCAAGACAAGACGAGAUUGGUGGGUCCCAAUUGUCCCGGUAUCAUUGCUCCAGAGCAGUGUAAAAUCGGUAUCAUGCCAUCGAGCAUCCACAAGAGAGGCAGAGUCGGUGUCAUUUCCAAGUCCGGUACUUUGACCUACGAAGCCGUGGCUCAAACUACCCAGGUUGGCUUGGGCCAAUCCUUGGUCAUUGGUAUGGGUGGUGACCCUUUCCCGGGUACCAACUUUAUCGACGCCUUGACCUUGUUCUUGAACGACCCGGAAACCGAAGGUAUCAUCAUGAUUGGUGAAAUCGGUGGUAGCGCCGAAGAAGAGGCCGCCGAGUUCUUGAAGCAACACAACUUGACCAGACCAGAAGGUGCCAAACCAGUCGUUGGUUUCAUUGCCGGUGUCUCUGCCCCACCAGGUAGAAGAAUGGGUCACGCCGGUGCCAUUGUCGCUGGAGGUAAAGGUGACGCCAAGUCCAAGAUUGCCGCUUUGGAAUCCGCUGGUGUUGUUGUUGAAAAAUCUCCAGCUAGAUUGGGUAACUCCUUGUUGGCCGAGUUCAAGAACAAGGGCUUAUUGUAG
Lodderomyces beijingensis is the source of this 972-nucleotide messenger RNA. The record is from the annotation of a GenBank genome assembly. Lineage: Eukaryota; Fungi; Ascomycota; Pichiomycetes; Serinales; Debaryomycetaceae.